Molecule: messenger RNA, 1564 nt
Organism: Fragaria vesca subsp. vesca
Lineage: Eukaryota; Viridiplantae; Streptophyta; Magnoliopsida; Rosales; Rosaceae
Exons: 2
Coding region: 190-1398 (402 amino acids)
Biological process (GO): coenzyme A biosynthetic process
Molecular function (GO): ATP binding; dephospho-CoA kinase activity
Source: RefSeq, a predicted model, not a curated record
AACAAAAAAAUAAAAAAAUAAAAAGAAGAAACUGAUCUAAAAGUCUUGCUGCCCGCUGCUAGUCUCAUUCUCAAUCUGAAAAUUCAGGGUCGUCCUCUUCUUCUUCCAUCGCACCCACCGGAUACUAGAAGGGCGCUUAAGUCAGCCUUGUCUCUGAGUCUUGUCUUCAAUGUUCACACUUGCUUGAAAAUGAAGCGCAAGAAAUGGUCAGAGCUCGAAGAAAAGACCCUUCUCACAAAAUAUUCUGAGCUUCUCAGCUCUGGAGCUCUAGCCAAGCUCAAAACCCGUGAGAAAAAAUUCAAGCCCAUAGCGGAGCAUGUGAACUUAGUGCACAACCUUGAGGACCCUGUAACCUUCCCUUUCAAAUGGUCCUGGCGCGACGUGUCAAUCAAGGUCCAAAACAUGCGUCACCAGUAUCUGGGAGUCAAGCAGAAGAUCCGGGUCUCCAAGGACGAGUUCAACUGGAAGGACGGUGAAAAUCACUGGGAGAAUUUUUUGAAGUACAAGGAAGUGUUUGGUGAUGUGGAGCUUGAUGCUAAGGCCAAGAGGUUGUGUGAAAAUGACAACUUUGAUGUUUUUGGGGAUUGUGGGGACUUAGGGUUUGGGAUUGACUGUGAGGAUUUAGAGGAAGAAGAAGAUGAAGAAGAAGAUGAACAUUUGGAAGAAGAAGAAGAAGAAGAUGGUACUGGUGGUGAUGACGAUAAUCGUGGCGAGGAAUUGGGUAAAAGUGAAGUUGGUGAGUUUCGGGGUGAAAGAGAAAAUGGGGACAUGGGAACGGCUCAAAAAAGGAAAUUGAGUAAGGUUGGAUUGCAUAGGAGGUUGGGGUUGAUGAGUGCUCAGGUGUUGGACUUGCAGAAUAUGGUUGUGAACAGGGAAGAGGGGAGGAGAGAGAGGGAGUAUAGGAUAGAGAAAGGUGAGGCUGAGAGAGAGGAUAGGAGAAAAGAAGUUGAGUUUAGGAGAGAGAAGAUGAGAAAUGAGAAGGAGGACUUAUUAGAAGAUAGAGAAUUGGAGUUACAAGAAAGAGAGGUCAUGUGGACAAGAAGGGAGUUUGAGAAAAGGUCGAGGUUACAGGGGGAGUUCGAUGAAGAGCGUCAGAGGAGGAUGAGGAUGGAAGAGAGGAGGGAGGAGGAGGAGUUGGAGUGGCGGGAGAGGAUGGUGGCUUUGCAAAUUCAUCAUGAGAAGCAGAUGAUGCAAAUGCAUGCUGAGGCAUGCCAGAACCAAAUGCAGAUUCUUGGGGUCAUGGCUAGGUUUGUUUGUCAAUUUUUUGGGUCGAUGAAUGAUGGCCUUGGAGGUGGUUUAGGGACUCUGCCACCUCAAAUUUUGCAGAAUUUGCAGCAUCCAGGCGGACUGGGUGACAAUGGGAAGCCGGAUUCCAAUUCGCCUUCUGAGUUCCUCUAGACUCUAAUUUAAACUCCUUGCAUAGUGUAUAUAUACUUCAGAACUGUUUUUUAUUGUAUUGAAUAUGUUUGUACUAUUAUGAUUGAGAACAAUAACUUUUCAAAGCUAUACGAGCGGUGACUACUCUUAAGUCUGGAAUGAUGGUUAAGUGCUUUUUGGGGCAGUC